This is a messenger RNA of Hippocampus comes (tiger tail seahorse), 1828 nucleotides long. It is a transcript of the gene scn3b, whose product is annotated as sodium channel, voltage-gated, type III, beta. NCBI's taxonomy places the organism in Eukaryota, Metazoa, Chordata, Actinopteri, Syngnathiformes, Syngnathidae. Gene Ontology annotation, biological process: ventricular cardiac muscle cell action potential; regulation of sodium ion transmembrane transporter activity; regulation of heart rate by cardiac conduction. The transcript has 6 exons. The record is from RefSeq and is a predicted model, not a curated record. Gene Ontology annotation, molecular function: sodium channel inhibitor activity; transmembrane transporter binding. Gene Ontology annotation, cellular component: voltage-gated sodium channel complex. Bases 523 to 1131 code for a protein of 202 amino acids.
UUCGCGUUUAUUGGAGGAAGUGGGAGUCUUCGCGCAUGCGCGCCAGUGCCAUUGAGCGACUACUGGAAAACAAAAGGGAGUGGGGGGCGAGACAGACACACAGGCAAAUGUCAAUAUUCAUCCUUAAAUGGCGCAAUUAGACUUUAAACGACUUCAAGCGUCGUUGCUAUUCUUCGAGGGCUGCCAAAAGAGAGGUGACGUCGUUGUUUUUUGUUGAGCGGAGUACAAACCUCAGAGAGAAUCCACAGGUCCUUCGCUUUCCCACCCCACACCGUCUUGUCACUGUUUGUUUUUGGGACAAUGUCGACCGAUUGAGCCUGUCAGUUCCUGUAGUCAACUUUUGAGGUCGUGAUUGUCAGUCUCGAGGACGCAAGAGAGCUGCGCGCGCAGCCUCCCCGGGGAGAAGCGCUGUCCUCGGUCCUGAAGUCCUCCAGGGGACCCCGAACUGCUGACCUCAUUAGGUGUGGAAGUUCUCCCCCUCAAAAAGUCAACAUUAAGCAGCAUCGACAGAAAGCGCUAAAUAUGCCAAUUCCAGGCAGAGUUAGUCUACAAACUGCUGUCCUUUUGCUUUGUUUGGCGCAUCUGAGUCAGCCAGUAUGUGUGGACGUCCCCUCGGGGACGGAGGCGGUUCUGGGAAAGAUGAUGAAGUUGACGUGUAUCUCAUGUAUGAAGCGUGAGGAGGUGAAAGUCAAAACCCAUGUGGACUGGUACUACAUGACCAAGGUGGAACAAGGCGUCGCACCAGAUAAAACCCUCAUAUACAAGUAUGAGGGGAACUUUCCGAUGGAGAUGGAUGGACCAUUCAAGGGCCGCCUGAUGUGGGACGGCAGCCAGGACCUUCAAGAUCUCUCCAUCAGCAUCGUGAACGUCACCUACAACGACAGCGGCGUCUACGAGUGCCACGUGCUUCGCGAGUUUGAGUUUGACGCCUUCACUCCGUCGGCCUUUGUCUUGAAGAACAUCACGCUAAAAGUGAAAGAGGAAGCCAGCCCAGACACCACAGCCCUCUACUCAGAGAUCAUGAUGUACUUGCUGCUGGUCUUUUUGACCUUCUGGCUGUUGAUCGAGAUGGUUUACUGCUACCGCAAGAUCUCCAAGUCUGACGACCUGGUGCAGGACACAGGGUAUUGAAGGACCAUGAAGGGACAAUAAAGAUCAGCGCUCCCAGAGUCCUGCCAACCGAAUUCCUCCCCCGUGCCCCCCGGCCCCGAUGCCGUUUUCCUGUGAAGAGCCACAAAUGUCAGUUUCUUACCUUUCUGUGCUAAACUCAAGUGCCCUCAGUAGUAACAUGAGUUCAAGAUCAAAUGUCUAAUGUCACAUACAAAGCGGCUGCACUCCAUGUGAACCUGGCCUCUUACUCAUGCCAUGUUGUGCCUCUGUGAUGUGGACCCUUUACAAAUAGAUACAAUCGAGUCCACACGCGAUCCUACUGCUGUCGCAGCUUUUUUUUUUGUUUUGUUUUGUUUUUUUGGGCUGUAGACAUACAGAGAGCCGGAUUUUAUUAGUAUUGGCUAAUACAGUGAUUCUUAACCCUGUACCGAACCCAACCAGUUCAUAUGCACGUUCACCGUACCCUUCAUUAGCGAAAAAUAAAAAUUGGAUUUUUUACAAAUUCAAGACAUUAAAAAAACACAAAUUUUUUCAAAAGAGAAAAAAGUUAAUAAAAUUACAUGGUCUGAGUAUAGUUUUUUUAUUUUAUAAUUGUAUGACGUAUUAUCACGACGGUCAUACGGUGACCACUGAGCGAACUAAAUUUCCCGUAGCACUGAUUGGACAAGCAAUGUAAUGUGCUCAUCUGCAGCCAGUGGUGGUCAAGUGGGCGUGUCAU